Magallana angulata is the source of this 1444-nucleotide messenger RNA. Its product is annotated as archaemetzincin-2-like. The record is from RefSeq and is a predicted model, not a curated record. NCBI's taxonomy places the organism in Eukaryota, Metazoa, Mollusca, Bivalvia, Ostreida, Ostreidae. Gene Ontology annotation, biological process: proteolysis. The transcript is spliced from 2 exons. Bases 1 to 1203 code for a protein of 400 amino acids. Gene Ontology annotation, molecular function: metallopeptidase activity.
AUGGUCUGUAUUGCGCAACUUCCGUUUGAUGAAGCGAAAAUAAAGUUUGUAUCGAACAUGCCUAAGUUAAAUAAGAAAAGUUCGGUGUCCAAGAAACGUCAUGUUCCAUACGCUAAAGGCUUCACCCCUCCCACCAACAGAAUCCAGCUGGCAGCCAUUGGGAAUGAUCAGAAUUUAGCAGAGUUUUCUCCAGGUUCUGACGAUGAUGGUUUCUUCUCGCCAGUUCCUCAGCCAUCAGACAUAGAUGAUUGGCUGGCCCAGUACUGUGAGGAAGGGCAGACAUACAGACAGUUUUAUCGAGAGUGCCCAUGGCUCUCAUCAAGGAAAUGGGUUUACACCAAACAGAAAUUCAAUUCAAAAGGGAACACCAUUCUUGAGAAAUAUCCAGAGGGUAAAAUCUACUUACUUCCUCUUGGAAAAUUCGAUAGUGAUCAUUGUGUGGAUUUUAAUCACCUGCAAGAAUUUUCACAAAUUUAUCUGGGCAUUGAUGUUGUUUCUAUGCCUGGAAUCAAACUUGAUAUCACUAACAACGUCGUUUCAUGGAUUGAGGACAGUCUCCCAGAUGAAUCUUCUAGAGGUCAGAGAACAAGCAGUAGGAUCAAGAAGCAAACAUUGAAUGCUAGAUUUAAUUCCAAACCAAAGCACUACCAGAUACGAGUAGAUGAAGUCUUAUUAAAAUUGAAAAGAAAAAUUCCAGAUGAUGCUCUUUGCAUGAUUGGCUUGACAAUGUCAGAUCUCUAUGGUGACGAGACCGACCUCUUUGUAGCAGGGAUGGCAGCUGGAAAACACAGAGUGGCUAUUUUUAGUUUUUCUCGAUAUGACCCGACAUUGACUUUUGAUAUUGGGGAUUGGUAUGGCAUAAAGCAGGAUUUAAAUGGAAUCCAUGGUGAAGAGCGAAAGAGAAUAAUCUUACAGAGGAGCUGCAAGCUGUUGGUACACGAGAUCGGGCACCUGCUGGGAAUUGACCACUGUAUUUACUACGACUGCUGCAUGAAUGGGUCAGGACACCUACGGGAAGAUUUCAGUCAGCCCAUUCAUCUUUGUCCGGUAGAUCUACACAAACUGCAGACCUUAGUGGGAUUUGACAUCAGGGAGAGAUAUCAGAAAUUGCUCGUAUUUUAUGAAAAACAUGAAAUGUGUGACGAGGCUGAAUGGGUCAGAAAGAGGCUUCAGUAUUUAGACACCUCUAAAGGAAGUUUAUGAUGUGUAAAGGGAAUAGUUUGAUUUCUAAAGUACUGACUGAUUUACUUGUCAAGCAAAUUUAUUUAAUUUAAAUGAUGUGUUUUGAUUUUUUUUACUUUCCCAGGGAUGCUGGAGGAACUUGAACUGUGAUAUAUUACAUAUAAAUCCUAAUGUCUGUGAUUCUUUAUCUACCUCUAUAGAAUUUUUGUCUGAAAUAUGUCACAUUAUGCAUUUCUUUGAUUAAUAAAUACCGUAAACAGAG